Cheilinus undulatus (humphead wrasse) is the source of this 908-nucleotide messenger RNA. It is a transcript of the gene reep5, whose product is annotated as receptor accessory protein 5. The record is from RefSeq and is a predicted model, not a curated record. The coding region runs from base 95 to 664 and encodes 189 amino acids. Lineage: Eukaryota; Metazoa; Chordata; Actinopteri; Labriformes; Labridae. The transcript is spliced from 5 exons.
UCUGAGAGAGUGUGUGUGUCGGUGUGUGUCGCAGUCUGCUCCGGCUCAGUUGUGUAAUUCACUGAGAGCAUCAGAAGCAGAGAGAGGAGCAGCCAUGGCGCAGGGACUCAAAGAGAGGUUCGAGAAGUUCCUUCAUGAGAAAAACCUCAUGACUGAUGUCCUGGCAAAGAUCGAGGCGAAGACGGGAGUGAGCAGGACGUACAUCGCUUUAGCCGUGGUCGGAGUUAUCGCGAUAUAUUUGGUGAUCGGUUAUGGAGCCUCCCUACUGUGCAACCUCAUCGGCUUUCUUUAUCCUGCCUACAUAUCGAUUAAGGCGAUUGAAAGUACGACUAAAGAAGACGACACUAAGUGGCUGACGUACUGGGUGGUGUACGGCGUCUUCAGCGUGGCUGAGUUCUUCGCUGACAUCUUCCUGUCCUGGUUUCCCUUCUACUAUAUUGGAAAGUGUGCCUUCCUGGUUUGGUGCAUGGCUCCGACUCCCUCCAACGGAUCCACUCAGAUUUAUAACCGCAUCAUCCGACCGUUCUUCCUCAAGAACGAGGCCAAGAUUGACGACGCCAUGAAGAACAUCAAGGACAAGGCGUCAGAGGCGGCCGACAAGUUCAAAGAUGAGGCAAAGAGAGCCACAGCCAACAUCAUCUUUGAGGAGAAGAAGAGUUCAUAGGAAGGAGACGUCUCUGCAGCCCGCUCCUAUCGUCUGCAGCAACUCUGUCACAGAUCUAAUGUUGCCUUUAAAGUGCUCGUUUUUCAGAUGAAAUGUUCUCUGUGUAGCUCGUCUGCUGUAGAAAUAAAGCCAUUCACAGUCAGUUUACCUAUUUAACUUCUGCCUUCAGAGAGAGAGAGUCUGUACGCUGGUCCUCCAACACUUCAUGAACCAAAUAAACAUGAACUGGCUAAAGAAGAAGAAA